Clavispora lusitaniae ATCC 42720 is the source of this 1611-nucleotide messenger RNA. It is a transcript of the gene SAC7, whose product is annotated as Sac7p. Lineage: Eukaryota; Fungi; Ascomycota; Pichiomycetes; Serinales; Metschnikowiaceae. Gene Ontology annotation, biological process: activation of GTPase activity; signal transduction; regulation of fungal-type cell wall organization. Gene Ontology annotation, cellular component: cell cortex. Gene Ontology annotation, molecular function: GTPase activator activity. The record is from RefSeq and is a predicted model, not a curated record.
AUGAGCACCCCUGCGUCGCCGUCAAACCGCAAUUCCCUUUUGGGCUGGGUGAAGAACCUUAAGCGCCAGGCACUCACGCUGAGCGACUCUGUCAACGACGUUUCCGACUCCGAGCCCGCGGAGCCCCGUUCGCCGCCCCGGCUGCUGCUUCUGACCGAUCCGCUGGCGGCAGAAUUGCUCCGGCCCAUCUUGAACCACAAAUCCCGCUCCACAAACAACGUGCACCGCAUGCGCCUGAAUUCGGCAACCACGCCCUGUGUGUCGGCAGACCUGCUCCAUUUGCGCCAGCACCGCGACCUGUUUUUGCAGAGCAAUCUGUUGGUGGACGAGUCGUCCAAGUAUUUCGGUGUGCCACUAGAGGCUGCCAUUGAGCAGGCGUCGGUGAAGAUCCUGAUCAUGGCGCCAGACGCGCUGCUGAACAUGCCGCAUUACGGCCGCAUCCCGAUCGUUGUGGCCAAGUGUGGUGUGUUUUUGAAGAAAAACGGUUUGGCCGUCGAGGGCAUUUUCCGUGUGGGCGGUCUGUCCAAACGCAUCCGCGAGCUUCAAAUCAUCUUCAACACGCCGCCGGAUUUCGGCCGCAAACUUGACUGGGAUGGAUACAACGUGCAUGACGCUGCGUCUGUGCUUCGGCGUUAUCUCAACGCCUUGCCUGAGCCUCUCGUUCCGCUCCAUCUCUACGAGGACUUCCGUGAUCCUUUGCGUCUGCGGCCGCGGAUAAUCAAGUUUAUGAAGUACAGGGCGGAAAACCCGCGGCCCAAGAAACCCACAUCAGAAGUUGCAGCGUCUUCUUCGACUGCUUUAGCUCCUUCUGACGCCGCGACUGGCUCUGCUACGGGCUCGCUUGCCGAUUUGCUAGAUUCCUCGUCGCAAGUGGCAUCCCAAACCACAUCGGUCCUUUUACAGGCUCCGCCGGAGUCUCAGCCUGGAAAUCAGACGGCCGCAAUGCGGGCUUCUGCGCCGCAAGAGGCUGAGGCGGCUGAAACUCGUGCCUCGACGUCUUCUGGCGAUCGCAAACUGCGCAGUUACAAGAAACUUGCCCGCGACGUUUACAGUGCCAUCGACGACUACAAGCACUUACUUGACGAGCUUCCGGGUCUUUCGAAACAGCUUUUAUUCUACAUUUUGGAUUUACUUUCUAUGGUGCAGAACAACUCUAAUGAAAACCUCAUGUCUUCGCGCAACUUGGCCGCCAUUUUUCAACCGUCCAUUCUUCUGCACCCGCAACAUGACAUGGACCCAGAGGAGUAUGCCUUGUCACAGGCUGUGGUGGAAUUCUUGAUUCAGUACGCAUACAAGCUUUUGCCGAAUGAGGAGCCGCAGAAGGUGCGUCCGGUUGAGCCAGAGCACCCUAAACGGUUCCACAGUCAGUCGCUUUCAAGCCCAAAUCCUGAUGAUUUGGACAUGAUUGGUUACCGCAACCUUGUGAAGAAUGCCCGUGGCUUGACUGUAUCUGACACAGAGCACGAUUUUGCCAGCGCCAGCAGCGAUGACGAAAACCUCUCUGAAUCGCUCCCGAAACAGCUCCCGAAACCAACGAAUGCUCCCAAUCUCAUGGGUGUCAUUACAGGCGAGCUGCCCCCUCCGAUUGUUGUGAGCCCGAGUCAUCAGUGA